Molecule: messenger RNA, 1614 nt
Organism: Capra hircus (goat)
Lineage: Eukaryota; Metazoa; Chordata; Mammalia; Artiodactyla; Bovidae
Gene: TES
Product: testin LIM domain protein
Exons: 7
Coding region: 230-1495 (421 amino acids)
Molecular function (GO): zinc ion binding
Source: RefSeq, a predicted model, not a curated record
GAGGGGCCCGGCUGCCAUUGGCUGCUUGGGCCUCUUUGUUCCCGGUCCCCGCCGCAGGCCGGCUGCAGCCGACUGGGCAGCGGAAGUUUGACCGUGCCGGGCAAGUGGCUGCGGCGGUGGCGCCGGUGUCCCGGUACAUCUCCUCCAGUACCGGCAACGGUGCCAGACGCCCGGCGAUCCUGGGCGUGAUAUCCCCGACAGGAGGAGAAACCCCCUCUGACACAUAGACAUGGACCUGGAGGCCAAAGUAAAGAAGAUGGGUCUAGGUCAUGAGCAAGGAUUUGGAGCCCCUUGUUUAAAAUGCAAAGAAAAAUGUGAGGGAUUCGAACUGCACUUCUGGAGAAAAAUAUGUCGUAACUGCAAGUGUGGCCAAGAAGAGCAUGAUGUCCUCUUGAGCAAUGAAGAGGAUAGAAAAGUGGGGAAACUUUUUGAAGACACCAAGUACACCACCCUGAUUGCAAAGCUAAAAUCAGAUGGAAUUCCCAUGUAUAAACGCAAUGUUAUGAUUCUGACCAAUCCAGUUGCUGCCAAGAAGAAUGUCUCCAUCAAUACAGUUACCUACGAAUGGGCUCCUCCUGUCCAGAAUCAGGCACUGGCCAGGCAGUACAUGCAAAUGCUGCCCAAAGAGAAGCAGCCGGUGGCAGGCUCAGAGGGGGCACAGUACCGGAAGAAGCAGUUGGCAAAGCAACUCCCUGCCCAUGACCAGGACCCUUCAAAAUGCCAUGAGUUAUCUCCCAAAGAGGUGAAGGAGAUGGAGCAGUUUGUGAAGAAAUACAAGAGCGAGGCUCUGGGCGUAGGAGAUGUCAAACUCCCCCGUGACAUGAACACUCAAGGCCCCAACAAAAUGUACAUUCCUGGAGGGGACAGAAGCACCACGACAGCGGUAGGGGCCAUGGAGGACAAAUCAGCGGAACACAAAAGAACUCAGUAUUCCUGCUACUGCUGCAAACUGAGUAUGAAGGAGGGAGACCCAGCCAUCUAUGCUGAAAGGGCCGGAUAUGAUAAACUGUGGCACCCAGCUUGUUUUGUCUGCAGUACCUGCCAUGAACUCCUGGUCGACAUGAUUUAUUUCUGGAAGAAUGGCAAGCUGUAUUGUGGCAGACAUUACUGUGACAGUGAGAAGCCCCGGUGUGCUGGCUGUGAUGAGCUGAUAUUCAGUAACGAGUAUACCCAGGCAGAAAACCAAAACUGGCAUCUGAAACACUUCUGCUGCUUUGACUGUGACAACAUCCUAGCUGGGGAAAUAUACGUGAUGGUCAAUGACAAGCCUGUGUGCAAACCCUGUUAUGUGAAGAACCACGCUGUGGUAUGUCAAGGAUGCCACAAUGCCAUUGAUCCUGAAGUGCAGCGGGUGACCUAUAACAACUUUAGCUGGCACGCGUCCACAGAGUGCUUUCUGUGCUCCUGCUGCAGCAAGUGUCUCAUUGGGCAGAAGUUCAUGCCCGUAGAAGGGAUGGUUUUCUGCUCAGUGGAGUGUAAGAAGAGGAUGUCUUAAGAGGAGAGCACCAAGCAAUAUUGAGCCCUAGCUAUCCAGAGUGGUCUGCAUUUCUACUGUAAAAUGCAAUUUGGAAAAAUAAAAGGAAAAAAAAAAAGAAACUAUAAAGGAAACCAGGA